UUUUCAUCUACUUUCCUCUUUUUUUUUCGAUCCACCUAUAUUGUACAAACUUUGCAUCCAGCUAGAUAAUGGUAUAAAAUGAGUCAGCAACCUCAGCAUAUACAACACAUUCAAGGCGUUGACGUUAAUGACUUUCUGCGACAAAUUGCUGUACAGGCUUAUGUACAACAACAGCAACAGCAAAUGAGCCAACACGGUAGUAGCACUGCUACUCCGCCGCCAGCCUAUAACUCUCCAGAGAUGGUAUCGUCCACAGUGGCUGCUGCAACGCCUAUAACACCCGCAUCACAGCCAUCUAGUUUCUGGAGUCCUAGACAGCCCAAAGCCAAGAAGACAAAAACAACAACAGCUGCGGCCGCUACCAAAAAGGCAAAGGUGCCUGCGCGAGUGGUUGCUAAGCCGAGUGCUGGUAAUCCGCGAGGACGAGAAGGUCAAGCAGUGGGCGAUUUCCGAUGUAAUAUUAUGUAGAUUAUGCUAUUCAGUUACCUUUUUAUUUUUAUUUUUGCAGUACCAUGCGUUGUUGUUGAGCCGUACCAAGUCAAUCCACUUUCUCCACUCCAUUGGCAAUACUUCCAAAUUUGUACGGAUGUUUUUGCUCAACCUUUUGA
Messenger RNA from Umbelopsis ramanniana AG, 608 nucleotides. RefSeq lists its product as uncharacterized. The transcript has a single exon. Lineage: Eukaryota; Fungi; Mucoromycota; Umbelopsidomycetes; Umbelopsidales; Umbelopsidaceae. Bases 79 to 468 code for a protein of 129 amino acids. The record is from RefSeq and is a predicted model, not a curated record.